Monopterus albus (swamp eel) is the source of this 960-nucleotide messenger RNA. It is a transcript of the gene nkx2.5, whose product is annotated as NK2 homeobox 5. Gene Ontology annotation, molecular function: RNA polymerase II cis-regulatory region sequence-specific DNA binding; DNA-binding transcription factor activity, RNA polymerase II-specific. The record is from RefSeq and is a predicted model, not a curated record. Bases 1 to 960 code for a protein of 319 amino acids. The transcript is spliced from 2 exons. Gene Ontology annotation, cellular component: nucleus. NCBI's taxonomy places the organism in Eukaryota, Metazoa, Chordata, Actinopteri, Synbranchiformes, Synbranchidae. Gene Ontology annotation, biological process: regulation of transcription by RNA polymerase II; cell differentiation.
AUGUUUCCCAGCCCCAGCACGUCCACUCCCUUCUCUGUAAAGGAUAUAUUAAACCUGGAGCACAGUCAUGACGUUAUGGUGUCUUCUCUGGACGUUUCUUCUCGUAUGGACUGCUGCACGGUGCCGACAUCCUCCUCCUCCUCCUGCAUGCUGGCCCGCAUGAAGCAGGAGCCUCUCCGGGACAUGUCCGCCGCCGUCGCCUCCGCCACACUGUUUGGAGAAGACCCCCACGAGUCCAGAGCAGGCAGGGGCAAUGCACUCAACUUUGCUACUACCUUUUAUGGGAAAUCCCUCAUUGAGAUGGACAUAGUUAAGGAUGCGAAAUCAGAGACGUUAGAGGGAAGACGCCGCAAAGAAGAGUUCAGUGCUCCGGCCGAGCCUGCAGAGCACAUAAAAACGGAGGAUCCGGACCGACCAAAACCCCGGAGACGCAGGAAGCCGCGGGUCCUCUUCUCCCAGGCGCAGGUGUACGAGUUGGAGCGCCGCUUCAAGCAGCAGAGAUACCUGUCCGCCCCGGAGAGAGACCACCUGGCCGGGGUGCUCAAACUCACCCCGACCCAGGUGAAGAUCUGGUUCCAGAACAGGAGGUACAAGUGCAAGCGACAGAGGCAGGACCAGAGCCUGGAGAUGGUGUCCCUGCCGCCGCCGAGGAGAGUGUCGGUGCCGGUGCUGGUACGGGAUGGCAAACCCUGCCUGGCGGCAGACACGGCCACCUACAACCCCUCCUACAGCAUGGGUCACAUCAACCAUUUCACGUAUAACAACUACCCGGCUUUCACUAACUACACCAGUCCCGACUGCAACACAAACUAUGCCUGUAAUUACCCUGCUGCUUCAAUGCAAGGGCCGUCCAACAACGGGAACUAUAUAAACUUUGGGGUCGGGGACCUGAACAAUGUCCAGAACACAUUCUCCUCCAGCAACGGGGUGUCCUCACUACAUGGCAUUAGGACGUGGUAA